This is a messenger RNA of Rhodamnia argentea, 1998 nucleotides long. RefSeq names its product disease resistance protein RUN1-like. Gene Ontology annotation, molecular function: ADP binding. The transcript has 3 exons. The record is from RefSeq and is a predicted model, not a curated record. Gene Ontology annotation, biological process: defense response; signal transduction. The coding region runs from base 1 to 1998 and encodes 665 amino acids. Lineage: Eukaryota; Viridiplantae; Streptophyta; Magnoliopsida; Myrtales; Myrtaceae.
AUGAUGAUCCAAUUUGGCCAGCUCAAGCGCCAGCUUUCCCCUCCUCCAUUGUAUCCAAGCCUCUUGAGCAAGAGAACCUCACAAUUCCAAUCUCAAUCCCCUCCCAUCUCUUUCCCUUCCUUCUCUCCACUCCACUCCUCUUCUCUCAAGCGUAGCCUAACAGCCAGGCCACAGCUCUACUUGCCCCCCUCCUCUACCUCUCGCUGGCUUCACGACACGUUCAUCAGUUAUAAACAGGCCGAUACGUGCAACUUCGUGAGCCACUUACAUGUCGCACUCGAGCGGAACGAGAUAAGGGUCUUUGUAGACCGCAGAAUGGAACGAGGGCUAGAGAUUGCACCGGCAAUCAACGAAGCGAUCGAGCGGUCAAGGAGUGCCAUCAUGGUGAUCUCUCGGACCUUUGCCUCCUCGCCAUGGUGCCUGGACGAGCUGGAUAAGAUCCUCGAGUGCAAGGAAAAGAAAGGCCUGCUGGUGUUCCCCAUUUUUGUGGGCGUCGACCCCAGAGAGAUGCGUGAGCAGGUUGGACUCUUCAAGCAAAUUGGCCAAAGCGAGAAGGGUUUCGGGCAGGAGAAUGCCGACAAGGUUCGGAAGUGGAGAGAGGCUCUCCGAAAAGCUGGCAAUCUCACAGGUUGGUCUCUUGGAAACAGGCUUGAAGCGGAAUUCAUCCAGUCCGUUGUGGAAAAAAUCUCAAGAAGACUUAGCCACUCGGGCACGGAUCUGUUUGCUUUCCAUCCGGUUGGGUUAGACUCUCAAGUACAAGCCUUGUACUCCUUACUCCAAUUAGAGGUUGAGGAGGUCCGAAUCGUGGGAAUUUCGGGAGUUAGCGGAAUAGGUAAGACGACACUUGCGAGAACUUUGUAUGACCGCAUUGCAGAUCAAUUUGAUCGGAGUUGCUUUCUCACAAAAGUUAAGGACAUAUCGAGCCAAGAUGGCCUCUCCAAAAUGCAGAAGACCCUUUUUAGUGACAUUCUCGGUGACGGAGUUUUGGAGUUUGGUGAUGAUAUUCAUGAAGUAAUGAACUUCAUGAGAAGUAAGCUUCACAACAAGAGAGUUUUGCUGGUGUUUGAUGAUGUUGAAGGGUUCUUGGAGCCACUGAGCAACCUGAUCAAGGCAAUAAACUUUGGCUUGGGAAGUAGAAUCAUUUUGAUCCCUCGACACGAAGAAACCUUAAUCGGUUUUCACAGGGAAAUCUAUAAGGUAAAAGCACUGAAGGAUGAUCAAGCUCUCGAGCUUUUCAGUUGGAAUGCAUUCCAAGAAAGAUAUCCCAAAAGUGAUUAUAAGAUGCUCUCAAAUUGCUUCACUAAUUUUUCCAAAGGGCUUCCUUUGGUUCUCACCGUGAUGGGUUCUUUCUUGAGCGGCAAAAGCGUCAAAGAAUGGCAAGGAGCUUUCGAUCGACUGAAAGAAAUCCCUCGGGGAAAGGUUCAUGAUAUAUUGAGGAUCGUUAUCAAUGGUUUAGAGGCCAAUGAGAGGACGAUCUUUCUCGACAUCGCAUGUUUUCUUAAUAGAUAUGACAAAGAAGAGACCAUCAAGUGCCUAAACCUUUGUGGUAUCCAUGCCAAUAGUGGUAUGGAGAUUCUAAUCCAAAAGUCGCUCAUAUCAAUCGAUGAAAAUAAUAAGAUAUGGAUGCAUGAUUUGCUUCAAGAAAUGGGUAGACGAAUCGUGAUUCAAGAGUGCCCUGAAAAUUCCAGCAAACGAAGCAGAUUAUGGCGUCAUGAGGAUGCUCUACAAGUGGUUAGGCAAAACUCGGGAACAGAUGCGAUUGAAGGAAUUAAGCUAGGCAAGGUUGAUGUAGAAGACUUGAUCUUGAAUGCAGACUCGUUCAAGAAGAUGAAGAAGCUCAGGCUAUUUCUAAUGGCUGAUGAUGUUCCUCAUUGUGGACCGGCUGGACAUCUAUCGGAGGAGUUAAGGAGGCUUUUCGCACGGCGCAGCCAUGUCACGUCUGUGAGUUGGCAGGCGCUGUGGAAGCUAGUUUCCAGGUUCUGGUCUCGCAGAGCCUGA